AUGAGUGAACUCAGCAACAGCACAGAGUCUUGCAGUAUUCGGGUCGAAGAAGCUCUCAGAGAAGCACGAGAUGCAAAUACAUUGGACAAGAAGAUAACCUCGUUGUCUUCAGUGAGUUACAACUUCCUUUUUGUCAUUUCUAUAACUGUUGAAACCGACUAAUUUCAGGCAAUGCACCUUCUCACCGCCCCCGGCCUUGCGAAUAACGUUCUCGACAACUUUUUGACGGAAAUGCUCGAGUUCACAGAACUUGGAGACUAUCGCGUCAUAUGUCUCAUGAUUGAUUUUCUGCUGAAAGCGAGCUCGAAAGACUUCACAAUCUGCAACAAGACAGUCGAAAAGUACAGUGACUUUCUGAAGACGAACAACGCAAUUCCGAAGUACGCGAACGUCAUCAAACGAGUGGUUCUGGCGUCGACAAGUCUGUAUCCGAUUGUCCUAGAAUAUGCGAUCAACGAUAAGAACGAGAGAGCCGAGAGCUGUUGGGAUGCGUUCAAUCUGUUGAAGAACCGUAUUUGCAUGCUUGUGGACGACGGACACGAAGGAAUCAGAACGGUGACCGUCAAGUUUCUGGAGGCACUCAUUCUCUGCCAAUCGCCGAAACCGAAAGAGCUGGCGGAUCCAAAGUGCUCGUGGACUCACGAAGCGAACACUCGAUUCAGCAAGAUCUCGUUGCUCGACGUGCCGCGCAGUCACCGCUUCCUCUCCUAUCACAAAACUCAGAUAGAAGCCGAAGAAAACUUCACUGCGCUCCUCAAGCAGACAACGGUCAGCGUCAUCACAUCGCAGAACCUUCUCGCGGUCAUCGAAUCCCUCUGCAUGAUAACUCGUUGUCGACCGACUUGGGUGAAUGCAUUGCCACGUGUCUUUGACGUCAUCAAGGCUCUUCAUUCAAAUGUGCCGCCCAUGCUCAGCAAAGGACAAGUGAAGUUUCUGCGAAAGUCGUUCAAGUAUAAUCUUCUGCGGUUCCUGAAGCUACCGGCAUCUGUUCCACUUCAAGCGAAGAUCAAGACUAUGCUGACUGACUACUUGGGAGCAUCUUCCGGAGAGGUAAUGAGAUCGAUUCCAACGGAACUGAUCCAGAAGCCUGCUCCGCCACGACCUCCGCCAAGUUCGGCAGAGCCUAGUGCGAAGCGGCAGAAGAUUGAAAACGAGAUGUUUGACGAUUACGAUGAUGAAGAUGAGGCGGGUCCUUCAACUUCGAAGGUAAAGGACGUGGCGACGCAAGCCAUCGAGAAGACUGCCCAGUUUAUUAUGGAACGACUGGACCACGAGACAGUCCUCAAUCUAGUGCAGAUCUCGCUGCUCACGCUCCCGAAUGAAAUGCCCGCUGCUUUCGCCUCCUCUUACACUCCAAUCGCCGCUGCAGGAACAGAACCGAACCGACAAGAACUUGCGGAACUCAUGGCCGUUCAGAUGACUCAAAAAGAAAUCGGACCUGGUUAUGAGUGGCUGGUGGAGCAGAAGAAGAAGGAGCACGCGGCGAAGACGAAAGCCAGGAAGGAAGGAUUGGCCAUUCCCCCGACGCCACAUCACGAGCUCAAUGCCAGCCGAUCCGCAGUUUCUGCAGCAAAGCAGUCGACCGCUGAGACCGAGAAAGCAUCAUCGCAGCAAAAAUCGAAGAAAACGUUCAAUAUGAUCGAGGAAACGAGAGUGUUGGACGCGGAAGAAGCUGCGGAGAUGUUCGAUUUGGCAUUCAAUUCGGUUCUGCGCGCGGAACGAGGAGCCGCCGCCGGCGGAGCAAAAAAAGAAUAUCUACAGUUGGUGGUCAGACUGACGACUCGCUUCUGGGAGGAUUGCACUCUUUUUGAGGAUAAACUAAUUGAAUUCGUUCUCGCAGAUCAUAAACGUAGAAACGAUCUGGCUCUUUUGUGGAUGUGCGAGUUGUACGCGCAAUAUCAAGGUUAUUCGAACUGUGCACUGCGCAUAAAAGAAAUGAUUGCCGAAAAGGACGGGUUGACGGUGGCACAGAGACUGGAUCGUUAUGAUCACGCGAUGUGCAAGAUGCUGGAUACGAUGCUCGAACGGAACAUGGAGAAGGAAGCGCUUUCUUCAAAAUUAUUCUGGAAACACCACUUCUGA
Molecule: messenger RNA, 2082 nt
Organism: Caenorhabditis sp. 36 PRJEB53466
Lineage: Eukaryota; Metazoa; Nematoda; Chromadorea; Rhabditida; Rhabditidae
Source: the annotation of a GenBank genome assembly